Messenger RNA from Vigna unguiculata (cowpea), 1821 nucleotides. RefSeq lists its product as uncharacterized. NCBI's taxonomy places the organism in Eukaryota, Viridiplantae, Streptophyta, Magnoliopsida, Fabales, Fabaceae. The record is from RefSeq and is a predicted model, not a curated record.
AUGAGGUGGCAUGAAGAUGAGCGCUCAAAAGAUGGAAAAAUGAGACACCCUGCUGAUGGUGAAGCUUGGAAAGACUUUGAUAAAUGCCAUGCUAAUUUUUAUAUUGAGCCUCGCAAUGUAAGACUUGGUCUAGCAAGUGAUGGCUUCAAUCCAUUUAAGACUAUGAGUAUAUCACAUAGUACAUGGCCAGUCAUGAUGGUGGUGUACAACUUUCCGCCAUGGCUAUGCAUGAAACCCGAAUACACAAUGUUGUCACUACUAAUUCCUGGACCACAAUCACCUGGAAAUGAUAUUGAUGUCUAUUUGCAACCACUAAUUGAGGAACUAAAGCAAUUAUGGGAAAUAGGUGUAGAAACAUAUGAUGCCUCAAGAGAUCAAAAAUUUCAAAUGCAUGCAGCUCUUUUGUGGACAAUUAGUGAUUAUCCUAGGUAUGCUAUGUUGUCAGGUUGGAGCACUAAAGGAAGGUUGGCAUGUUCAUGUUGCAAUUAUGACACUCAUUCGUCAUACUUGAGACACAACCAUAAGAUGUGUUAUAUGAACCAUCGUGUGUUUUUACCAACAAGUCAUCCAUGGAGGUUGAAUAAGAAGUCAUUCAAUGGAAAGAAAGAACUUGGGUCUACACCAACUGUGUUAGAAGGUACUGAUAUUGUAGAAAUCUUGAAGGAUUUUAACAAUGAUUUUGGAAAGUAUAGAAAAAAUAAGAAAGAUGGUCCAUGGAAGAAAAGAUCAAUAUUUUUUGAGUUGCCCUACUGGUCACAAAAUAAAUUACGUCAUAAUCUUGAUGUAAUGCAUAUUGAGAAAAACAUAUGUGAUAAUAUUAUUGGGACUUUUUUGGGCAUUCAAGGCAAGACAAAAGAUCAUGUCAAUGCACGCUAUGAUUUACAAGACAUGGGAAUUAGAAAGAAUCUUCAUCCUUGGGAGCUUGAUGGAGGUCGUGUACAACUUAAAAGUUAUGUUCGAAACAAGGCUUAUCCUGAGGGUUCUAUUGCCGAGGGGUAUUUAGCAGAAGAAGCUUUGACACUUUGCUCAAGAUAUAUGCAUAAAGACGUAGAUACAAGAUUGAAUAGAAAAAGAAGAAAUUACGAAGGUAAUGAUUUAUGUGAUGUAGAUGUUUGUGAUUACUUUUCAAAUAGAGGUAGUGCUUUGGGUGGUAAGAAAAAAGGUAAACUAUUCUCUUUGGAUUUGACAUCUAAGGAUCAAGCUCAUCGAUACCUCUUAUUCAACUAUGACGAAAUAAACAUAUACAUCAGGAGGUUGUCAGGCUACCUCAUCAAUGGUUACAGAUUUCAUACUACAAAGAGAGAUGCUAGACGCAAAACUCAAAAUUCUGGUGUAACUUUGGUUUCAUUAACACCAAGUUAUGCAAGUUCCAAGGAUGAAAAUCCUAGGAUAGAACCCAUCACUUAUUAUGGGGCAAUCAAUGACAUAAUUGAGUUAGACUAUUAUGAGCAUUUCAAGUUUGUGAUGUUUAAGUGUGAUUGGUUUGAGAGUGAUGCAGACAAACAUGGGCUUACAUGUGUUUAUUUCAACAAAAAAUGUUACCAAAAUGAUCCCUUUGUGUUGCCUUCUCAAGUCCACCAAUGCUUUUAUGUUGAAGAUCCUUUUGAAACAAGUAAACAUUAUGUUUUGAAGACGAUUCCAAGAGAUUUAUUUAAUAUGGGUGAUCACUCACAAGUAAAUAAUUCUGAUAAUGAUGAUGAAUUCAAUUGGGUUAGGGAAGACAUGCCUGUAACAGUAGCUGAGAAACCUUAUAAAGAUUUGGAGAAAGAUUAUUCUGAUGAUCUUGAUUUUGAUGAGACUUUUUUUGACUAUAUGGACUAA